AGUCAUUAUUUGUAAGUCUGUCUGUAAAUUGUUGUUCGUAUGUGUAACUGGUUUGGGGGAAUCAUUUUUUUAUAUAUUUUUUUAUUUAAAAAAGUAAUUUCGUAAUGGUUAGGUUGUUAUGAAUGCACUGAUAUAAGUGGGUGUAAGUGGCAUUUCGGCAAUUUUGAUAAAAACACCAACUUAUAUUGUUAAAUAAAGGUUAAAUAAAAAUUAUUGAAAAUAUAUAUACCGGAGUUGUGCCUGGAUAUAACCUGUUUUAGCAUGGACAUUGCCAUUGAGGGCCUACACCAUGUUAAAGUAGUCAACUGGUGGAGAUUCCUAUGAGUUGGGAGCAAUAAGCCAAUGAAGAAGAAAAUGUACAACUUUAAAAUGGAGAUAGCCUCAAUGGCGCUUCCCAUGCUGUCACAGACAAUAUAAUGGCACAGAUACAAACGGGAGUCCUCUAUCUCUAUGGUCUGUUGUUCACACACAUAUCUUCUCUCUCAUUGGCUAGAAUGGUCCCACCUGAUUCUCGCUUCAAUAUAAUGGCACAGAUACAAACGGGAGUCCUCUAUCUCUAUGGUCUGUUGUUCACACACAUAUCUUCCCUCUCAUUGGCUAGAAUGGUCCCACCUGAUUCUCGCUUCAAUAUAAUGGCACAGAUACAAACGGGAGUCCUCUAUCUCUAUGGUCUGUUGUUCACACACAUAUCUUCCCUCUCAUUGGCUAGAAUGGUCCCACCUGAUUAUCGCUUCCUCCCGCAUGCCUUCCAUCUUUGAGGGCAUGUAUUUCCAUUGUUAGAGUGGUCACUUGAGAAAGUAGAAACCUUCCAUCAUCCCAGAGAAGAGUCCCCUAAGCAAGCUGGUCCUGGGGCUCUGUUCACAAACACACCACACAGACACCCAGGGCAGAAACACAAUUAGACCCAACCAAAUCCUGAGAAAACAAAAAGAUAAUUUACUUGACACAUUGGAAAGAAUUUGCAAAAAAACAGAGCAAACUAGAAUGUUAUUUGGCCCUAAAACAGAGAGUACACCGUGGCAGAAUACCUGGCCACUGUGACUGACCCAAACUUAAGGAAAGCUUUGACUAUGUACAGACUCAGUGAGCAUAGCCUUGCUAUUGAUAAAAGUCGCCGUAGGCAGACCUGGCUCUCAAGAGAAGACAGGCUAUGUGCUCACUGCCCACAAAAUGAGGUGGAAACUGAGCUGCACUUCCUAAACUCCUGCCAAAUGUAUGACCAUAUUAGAGACACAUAUUUCCCUUAGAUUACACAGAUCCACAAAUAAUUCAUAUUUAUGUUUAUUUAUUUUCCCUUUUUUACUUUAACUAUUUGCACAUCAUUACAACACUGUAUAUAUACAUAAGAUGACAUUUGAAAAGUCUUUAUUAUUUUGGAACUUCUGUGAGUGUAAUAUGUACUGUUAACUUUUUAUUGUUUAUUUCACUUUUGUUUAUCUAUUUCACUUGCUUCGCCAAUGUAAACACAUGUUUCGCCAAUAAAGCCCCUUGAAUUGAAAGGUGUCUGCAGAAGGGAAAAGCCUAGAUGUCCAUGUCAAAUCAAAUCAAACUUUAUUUGUCACAUGUGCCGAAUACAAGUGUAGACUUUACCGUGAAAUGUUUACUUACAAACCCUUAACAGUGCAGUUCAAGAAUAGUUAAGAAAAUAAUUACCAAAUAGACUAAAAUAAAAAGUAAUAAUUAAAAGUAACACAAUAAGAAUAACGAAGCUAUAUACAGGGGGCACCGAUACCGAGUCAGUGUACGGGGGUACAGGCUAGUUUAGGUCAUUUGUACAUGUACGUGGGGGUGAAGUGACUAUUCAUAGAUAUGGCUGGAACCAUGAAGCAACGUUUUUUGGCAUGUCCGACUAGGGCUCUCUGCAAUCCAGGACCUCUAUACCAGGCGGUGUCAGAGAAAGGCCCUAUAAAUUGUCCGUCUCCAGCCACCCAAGCCAUAGACUGUUCUCUUUGCUACAGCACGGCAAGUGGUAAAGGUGCACCAAGUCUGGAACCAACAUGACCCUGAACAGAUUCUACCCCCAAGCCAUAAGACUGCUAAAUAGUUAGUUAAAUAGUUCACCAAAUGGCAACCCAGAUUAUCUGCAUUGACUCAUCACAUACACUGCUGCUACUGUUUACUAUCAGUCGUUUUUUCCCUAGUUAUAUGUACAUAUUUACCUCAAUUACCUAGUACCACUUGUAUCGACUCGGUACUCAUACCUCUUGUAUUUGUAUCUAUUAAUACGUUCAUUAUUACUUGUUUUACUUUUCUGUUAUUUCUCUCAUUUCUUUCUCCCUGCAUCGUUGGGAAGGGCCGUAAGGAAGCAUUUCACUGUUAGUCCACACCUUUUGUCUACAAAACAUGUGACGAAUAGUAUUUUAUUUUUACCUUGUUUUUUCAACCCCUUCCAGUUGGUGGCGGCAAUACACCUUUUUGGGGGAUGUAGUUCGCCAUGAAACGCACAAGAAGAAGAAGCGGAAGAAGACGUCGUCACAGUAAGAACAAUGACGUGAUGAGAACUAAUGGAAAAUGAGAACAAUCGCCUCGUUGUGGCCACCAGCCCUGCCCGAAGUUUGGUUUUCUUUGACUUGGAGACAACAGGACUUGAUUGUAGACAUCAUGUGGAUGGGAAAAGGCAUCAGAAGCUACUGGCAGCUACAGCGUCAACAUCAUGUGGAUGGGAAAAGGCAUCAGAAGCUACUGGCAGCUACAGCAUCAACAUCAUGUGGAUGGGAAAAGGCAUCAGAAGCUACUGGCAGCUACAGCAUCAACAUCAUGUGGAUGGGAAAAGGCAUCAGAAGCUACUGGCAGCUACAGCAUCAACAUCAUGUGGAUGGGAAAAGGCAUCAGAAGCUACAGCAUCAACAUCAUGUGGAUGGGAAAAGGCAUCAGAAGCUACUGGCAGCUACAGCAUCAACAUCAUGUGGAUGGGAAAAGGCAUCAGAAGCUACAGCAUCAACGUCAUGUGGAUGGGAAAAGGCAUCAGAAGCUACUGGCAGCUACAGCAUCAACAUCAUGUGGAUGGGAAAAGGCAUCAGAAGCAACUGGCAGCUACAGCAUCAAGAUCAUGUGGAUGGGAAAAGGCAUCAGAAGCUACUGGCAGCUACAGCAUCAACAUCAUGUGGAUGGGAAAAGGCAUCAGAAGCAACUGGCAGCUACAGCAUCAACAUCAUGUGGAUGGGAAAAGGCAUCAGAAGCUACUGGCAGCUACAGCAUCAACAUCAUGUGGAUGGGAAAAGGCAUCAGAAGCUACUGGCAGCUACAGCAUCAACAUCAUGUGGAUGGGAAAAGGCAUCAGAAGCUACAGCAUCAACAUCAUGUGGAUGGGAAAAGGCAUCAGAAGCUACUGGCAGCUACAGCAUCAACAUCAUGUGGAUGGGAAAAGGCAUCAGAAGCUACAGCAUCAACAUCAUGUGGAUGGGAAAAGGCAUCAGAAGCUACUGGCAGCUACAGCAUCAACAUCAUGUGGAUGGGAAAAGGCAUCAGAAGCUACAGCAUCAACGUCAUGUGGAUGGGAAAAGGCAUCAGAAGCUACUGGCAGCUACAGCAUCAACAUCAUGUGGAUGGGAAAAGGCAUCAGAAGCUACUGGCAGCUACAACAUCAACCCCAGCUAUAGCAACCUUUUCCCACCAAGCCAGUGAUUUUAUUUAUUUCAUUUUUUAUUUAACCUUUAUUUAACUAGGCAAGCCAGUUAAGAACAAAUUCUUAUUUACAAUGAUGGCCUAUGAACAGUGGGUUAACUGCCUUGUUCAGGGGCAGAACAACAGAUUUUUACCUUGUCAGCAAAGGGAUUCGAUCUAGCAACCUUUCGGUUACUGCCCCAACGCUCUAACCACUAGGCUACCCGCCCCAUCGAAUCCUCAAGCUGACAAGGUAAAAAUCUGUCGUUCUGCCUAGUUAAAUAAAAUACAAAUCUGGGCUGAAACUCUUUAUGGCAUAUAUUGUUACACAACCUGCUGUUGUGUGGCAGACCAUGCAGGGCCAUGUUUUCAGAAGAUGUUUCCCAACAGUGACAUCACAAAGCAGAAUGGCUGUGCCAGGACGAAGACUGCAAACAUCAAAACACUGGCCCUUGAUAAUGAGCAAGGAUUCAGAGGCAAUGAAGAGGUGUCCUUUCAGCCUGGCUACCAAAGGCAGUACCGACAUGGAGCAUGUCAAAAUGUAACCGAUUGUAUUACGGCUCUUCAGUGCAAGUAUGGGCAAGGAAGUAGUGUUAUGUGAAUCGAGAGAGAGUCUACAGGAAGAGCUGUAAUUGACACUGAAAUGAAGAAGAGGAGCAUUCCGUGGUGCAAUUGUGAGGUUUUUUUUGUGGAUAAUGCUGCUGUCGUACAAGGUCUGGGAAAAGGGGUGGCAGAAUUUGUGAAGACCUGAAAUGAGAAUGUGUACUUGGUUGGUUGUGCCUGCCAUUUGAUACACAUAGCUGCAGAGAGGGCGUCGAGGCAGCUCAGUGUUAAUACUGAAGACUUUCUCUUAACCAUCUUUUACUAUCUUGACAAGAGUAGCAAGAGGAAGGCUUCUCUGUUUGACACUGAUGUCAGGAAGAUUUUGAAGCUGGUAUCUACAAGAUGGUUGUCCCUUGGCCAGUGUAUCAACUGCCUUCUGCAGCAAUGGGAUCCUCUGUGUUCUUUGCUGAUGAGGUAUUGGAAAAAGACCACUGUGACCCCGAGCUUCACCACAACAGCCACAUCCUCGUCCUCACUUGAGCCCUCUGCUAGGCAGCCCAAGAGUUUUUCCUCCUCCUCCUCCACCACCACAUUGCCAAUGCCACGGCUCAAGCCCCCAGCUGACUCUACGAAGCCCCCAGCUGACUCUACGAAGCCCCCAGCUGACUCUACUCCACCUGGCUCCCCCGAGCCCCCACCGGCCACCUGGCUCCCCCGAGCCCCCACCUGGCCCCCACCUGGCUCCCCCGAGCCCCCACCUGGCUCCCCCGAGCCCCCACCUGGCUCCCCCGAGCCCCCACCGGGCUCCCCUGGAAGCAAAGUCAUGCCAUCCUCCAUCAAAUGUGGACCUACUGACAAAACCUUCGACCUGACUCUCAGUAUCUGUUCAAGCAAAGGGAUAUUGGGGUCAAAGUGGCAAACCAAAAGGCAGAGAAGAAUGAAAAAGGACCAAAAGAUCUUACAAGUCCUAAAAUCUCACAGAUCCGGUAUCAAAAAUCUAUGCAUACUUUUUUACAGAGCCAUAUCAAUUAUUUUAUGUCGAAAAUCUGAUUCUGCAACGAGAGGAGCCGUGUGUUCAAAUUUUACUGUCAAUUUUAGAGAUGCAACUGCAGAAACUAAUGUUGUCAUUCUACAAGCCAGACACUGGCACUACCCUUAUGAUGGCAGAAACGAGUAGUGGUGUCAAGCCUACACACUACCUGGAGAGACAAAACCAGCUUCCUGAUGAGCUGUCCAUUGGCCAGGACCUACAUAGGAAGCCUUCUAGGCAGAUGUCAGAAAUGUAUUUUCUUCUGCAGUAGACUACAUGUUGCUGAAAUGUCCAUUUGGAGAUUUGCUCCUCCAGCGGUUGCUGACAUUGCCAAGAGGCAGACUGCCACGUUCUCAUCCCUCAACCUUUUCAUGGCACGUUUUCCCUGCGUUAUUCCUGAGGGAGCCUCUGUUGAUCUGGUGGAAGAUGAGUUUAGACUCCAACAACCUUUGAGCACGGAUCAGUGCUGGAGAGAAAUUGGCACAAUGAGAAGGGCGGGCCAGCCUGGUCUACUCCCACCUUUCGGCUGUGAUGCUGGGGAUAUUGGUCAUAUUCCACAGCAAUGCAGACUGUGAAGAAGGUUUCAAUGAUUGCCAGAGGAACUGUUUGUCAUAGAGAAGUCUACCCUGAUGCUCUGCUGCGUAAGGCUAAAUCUGCUAGCUACCAGGCAAAUCUGUCCAGGAAAUGGAAUAUUUGAUCUCACCCACUGUUUCCUGUCGUAGCCUUUUCCUUUUUAUUAUGGAUAGCAUGCUGAUUUGAUACUGAUGCUCUGCUCAAACAUUUGUUCUUAUCAUAUCAGAGUUUUAAAAUAAAUAUCGUGGCUUAGACAUUUUGUACCUAAACAAAUAACUUGUUAUUAUUUGUUUUAAUAAAAUGAAAAAAAACACAAA
Oncorhynchus nerka (sockeye salmon) is the source of this 6066-nucleotide messenger RNA. It is a transcript of the gene plex9.2, whose product is annotated as PML-like exon 9.2. Gene Ontology annotation, biological process: DNA catabolic process. Gene Ontology annotation, cellular component: cytoplasm. Gene Ontology annotation, molecular function: 3'-5'-DNA exonuclease activity; nucleic acid binding. The record is from RefSeq and is a predicted model, not a curated record. Bases 2505 to 3599 code for a protein of 364 amino acids. The transcript is spliced from 3 exons. NCBI's taxonomy places the organism in Eukaryota, Metazoa, Chordata, Actinopteri, Salmoniformes, Salmonidae.